AAUCUGACAUGUAAUUUUAGUUUGUGCAUGGGUUUCAAUCGGUGAAAAUGGAAAAAUGUCAGGAUUUUGCGUUAGAUUCUUUUCUAGAAGAACUAGAAGUGUUCCGAUGGAGACUUUACAUUGCAAAAGAUGAAAGUCCCACCGAGAGAGCGAAUUUAUUUGAAGAGGCUUGUUCAAAACAAAUCUCCGAACUAUUCAUCGAAGAAUGUUUGAUUGCUGGCUGUUCUAUGAGUACGCUCAGCCAUGAGGCAAAAGUGAUGGUGAAAAAAUUAAUGGAUAAAGGAGACAUGUUGCCGUCAAUUCAACGCGACGAUGAUAAAUUUUGGGACUUUAGCCGUCUUCGAAUGUGUCUACUGUAUGGAAAUGAAACGCUAUUUAUAAAUGCUUUGAAAUUGAUCGCACGAAAGAGCCCGGCAAAACUGAAGGAAAUUAUUGCGAUUAGUGGCGAUUUACUCAACAUAGCCGCUGCAAAUCAUUUAACAUUGACAAUUGAAACAUUGGUAUCGUUGGGCGGAAAAGUUGAAUAUGCAGCAUUUUUAUCGGCUUGUAAAACGGGAUCGUGGCAAUCGUUGGAGACAUUGAUGCCACAUUUGGAUUUAGAAGAAAAUAAAAUGCCUUUACUACGGGAGCUAUAUAUUGCGGCACGCAGUGCAGAUGAGAAAAAUCGUGAAAAUUUCGAAAAAUGUUAUGAUUUACUGCUUAAUAACAGCCAUUUUAAUGUAAAUUCAAUGGAUUCGCAUGGUCGUUCAGCCAUGUAUUAUGUUGCUAAUUUACCGAAGAAAAUCGAUCAGUUUCUUGAAAUGGGCACGUAUAUUGGAAUGCAAAAUGGAUCAACAACGCCAAACGUAUCGUUUAUUGCGCCUGCCGCACUUGAAGCUCAUUUUAACAAUUGCGUGAAUUUCGUUCAAAGUGAAGAUAAUAAGAAAGUCACAUACAUUGAAUUCGACUACAAAAAUUUGAUUGCACCGCGAAACCGAAAUGACAAUAUUGUCAUGCCAAAUGAAAUGACGGCCAUUGAAUUUAUAUCCGAAAAUAUCGAUUACAAAUAUUUACUCGUACAUCCUCUCAUCUGGAGUUUCAUUUCACUAAAAUGGCGUCAAUUGGCAUUGAUUCGUAAUAUUGAUUGUGCCCUUUAUGUUCUAUUCGCAUUGUCAAAUUUGUGCUACGUUUUGGCCCUAUACGGAAAGGCUCCACAAGAUAUAACAAACAUAUUCUUUAUCCUAACCGGAAAUUUGACAUUUUACGUAGCAAUACGAAGAAUAGUCCAUUUACUAUUUUGCAACAAUGAGUAUCGCAAACGUUUGAUCAACUAUUUUCAUUGCUAUCAAACAUUUCAGGUGAUUGUUUCUGUGAGUUUGGUUCACUAUCUGCAAGAUAUCAAUCCUGUAAUUCCUGCGAUGUGCGUUUUACUAAUUACAUGCGAGCUUUUCGUAUUGGCCGGUUCAAUAUUUUGGACAUUUUCUCUGUACUACGUCAUGUUUUUGAGCAUUGCAUGGAGCUCAAUGAAGAGUUUAAUGGUGUAUAUUGUACUUUUGCCCUCGUUUAUAAUAUCAUAUUGGUUGAUGAUAAAAAAUAAACCAGCAGACACUGAUGACACAUACAAAUAUCAAUUCUUCGAUUAUAUGCGACAAUCAUUGAUGGACUCCAAUUCGACAGAAAUCGGUGUCAACGAAGAGAAAUUGGACCAUUUUAAGAAAAGUUUCUUUGGUUUAAUGCGCAAGUAUAUUGAAGACGACGAUGAAAGUAGCAAACAUCCAGAUACGUCUAGUGUUGUGUUAUCUCUAAUGCAAGCCAUUAUUGGAUGGCAUCGAGAUGUGGACUCCAAAAUUGCAAGCGUCGAUUGGUCAUUUUUGGGAUUGCUUAUCGUUUUGAUCUCGUUGGUUUCAAUCAUUAAUAUGAAUUUGGUGAACAGUCUUGCUGUUACUGGUACACAAGCCAUUCAAUCCAAAUCGGAACUCACCUGUUUAACGCAACGAGUCCAUCUAUUGGUCCAAUACGAAGAGGCACUGACUAAUCGAAAGCAUUGGUUUUGGCAAACGUUUAAGAACACUCCUCUUAUGCGAUUGUUCUACUUUUUUGCCCAAUUUGAUGUAUUGGAGAAAGUGCGAUACGAUAAUCAUCGGAAAGUGUACACUGGUCCAGGGAAUGAAAUAAUAUAUCGCAUAACGUCACAAACAAAAAGUACCAAACACGGUGACGUCGGCAUUGUAUCGAAGGCAUUGUUUACUUCACAGAAGAAGGGAUCUCAAGUCGGUCUUUACUCAGACGAAAAUGAAGACGCAGCAGAAUCAAAAAGUUGUUGUUCAAAUCUUUGGGGAAAAAUUAUUGGCAUUUUCUUCAAUAAAACUGAUCGAAUGAAUCCGCAAAUUGUUGAAAAUGCUCGUAAUGUCAUCGACAGAAGAAAAGACGACCUAAAGGAAAAGCUUGAUAUAGACACUUGCAUUCAUCGCAUUGAUAAACUAGACUCGGCUAUUGUUAGCAUAGGAAAGAAGCUGGAUGUAAUGAUGAAGUCUAAAAAUCCUGUCGGCGUCAGUGGCAAAUAGUUUAAGUAAGCGUUGAAAUUGUCAUGUCAUAGAAAAACUAAAAAGCUUAAAUCCAGUCUUAAUAAAAAAAAUAUUACUACAAGACGCGUACUGCACUCCUUUAUCAGAAUUUCUCGCUGGUGCUGGUUCUUAUAAGCACUGUUUCACUCAUAUGAAAAUGUUCAUGCCAUUCAUUGAGUUUUGGGUUUUACGAAAUCAAAUUUUUAUUCAAAUUGUCACAUACAUUGUUAAUAAAGUAUAAAUAAAUAUGAAGGCUGACAAACAAGAAGAGUUUGGAAUUUUGAAUAAGAAAUCCAUUCUUGUUUAUCAGUGUCUUGGAAUUUGAAA
Molecule: messenger RNA, 2870 nt
Organism: Contarinia nasturtii (swede midge)
Lineage: Eukaryota; Metazoa; Arthropoda; Insecta; Diptera; Cecidomyiidae
Product: transient receptor potential cation channel protein painless-like
Exons: 3
Coding region: 48-2543 (831 amino acids)
Source: RefSeq, a predicted model, not a curated record